AUGCUAACUGAGAUUAAUGCCCAACAAUCUAUAAUUUCAUCAUCUUUACAGACUGAACCAAGUAAUUUGACCGAAAUAAGUAUAGAAGAUGAAGUGUUUGAUUCAGUAUCAGAUAAUAAUUUGGUUAAGUUUGAUAAAAAUAAUAAAGCAUUUAAUUCAGAAAUAUGCCAAAUCUGUGAGAAAAAGGUUGCGACAGUAAGACAUAUGGCAGACUAUUUGGAACAAAAACUUGCAGCGAAUAAUUUCAAUCAUGUUACCCAUGUAGUUAACAAUAUGGAUAGAUUAUUCGCAAUGCUGAAUGAUAUUGAGACAGCACAAAAUCGAAGAAAAUGUAAUCUGACAUGGUGA
Messenger RNA from Cetraspora pellucida, 348 nucleotides. The record is from the annotation of a GenBank genome assembly. NCBI's taxonomy places the organism in Eukaryota, Fungi, Glomeromycota, Glomeromycetes, Diversisporales, Gigasporaceae.